GCCACAGACGUGUGUUGUGAACCGACGCCAUUGCUCGUGAAAAACGCGGGAAAACUUGACGUUUCGAGCUACGUUCGAAAAUCGGAGACAUGUUUGUUUUGAAGACAUUAACCUUCUGCGCAGCCUGGCUGCUAGUCGCCAGCCAGCAGGGUCCCACCACGACCCCAGUCCCGAUCCUCAAGCAGAUCAACAGACAGAACGACGACGGCUCCUACAGCUACGGCUAUGAAGCUGCCGACGGCUCCUUCAAGAUCGAAACCAAGUAUCCCAGCGGAGACGUCGCUGGGAAGUACGGAUAUGUCGACGAGAGCGGCAAGCUGAGGGAGAUAUCUUAUGGUGCUAGCAGCCAGAGGGGCUUCGAACCUCAAGGAUCUGGCAUCAUGGUGCCUCCACCAACUCUGAACGACCACCCGACUAACGCGCUUACUGACGGCCAAGAAGACGACGGCCAGUACCGUGAAGACCCAAGGAUCUACGAAGACCCCAAAUACAACGGAAAAUCCCAGAGCAGACCAGCUCCUCUCAGGCAGUUCCACCAGUCCUCAAUCCGCGCUCAGCCUGAACCUCAACCUCAACCUCAAUACCAGCAGUACUCUCAACCCCAAACCCUCUCCCAGCCUCAACCCAUUAGAACCUCUCCCGUCUACUCCCAACAGACCAGCCUCUUCAACCAAUCCCCACAGCAGUUCCCUCAGGAAUUCCGCGGUCAAAGCCAGAUCUACCACCAGCAACCUCAAUUCUCUUAUAAUUCUUACACCCCACAGCCGGCUGGCUACAACCAGUACCAGCCCCAGACCUACCAGCCUCAGACGUACCAGCAACAAAAUUACCAGCCCCAAAACUACCAGAACCAGAACUACAACCCAUUCUCGGGACACCCAGCACAGAACUUUGACCCCAACACCGGUUCUUACACCAUCAACUUCACUGGUUAGGUACUUUGUUGUAGGGAAGUAAACGUUAAAAGGCUAACAUCACAUUACUAGGCUAAAACUGUCUACUGAAAGAAGAUUAGCUUGAUUUAGGCACGGUAAUGUGACAUUAGCUUAAAUAAGGACCGUAAUUGUACGUUUAUUAUAAUAUUUUGUUAUUCCCAAAGCGAUACGAACGAUUUUUUACGAUUUUUAUGUAAAUAAUAAUUUUAGUGCUAGUCAAUAUGUU
This is a messenger RNA of Ostrinia furnacalis (Asian corn borer), 1161 nucleotides long. It is a transcript of the gene CPR55, whose product is annotated as cuticular protein RR-1 motif 55. The coding region runs from base 90 to 935 and encodes 281 amino acids. The transcript is spliced from 3 exons. Gene Ontology annotation, molecular function: structural constituent of chitin-based larval cuticle. NCBI's taxonomy places the organism in Eukaryota, Metazoa, Arthropoda, Insecta, Lepidoptera, Crambidae. Gene Ontology annotation, cellular component: chitin-based extracellular matrix. The record is from RefSeq and is a predicted model, not a curated record.